GAACUGAUCAGGAGCAGAUUAUUAGUGAUGGACUGGAUCUGCAGAUACCAGAGUGUGACAGAGAUACAGCUUGUCAGCAAAUUUUGCAAUCAGGCAAUGAUAGCUCAGCUUUUAAACAAGCUACUGAAGUCAGUGUUUUCUGUCAAGAGGAAACAUGUGAUAAAAACUAUGACAGCACACAAAUUGUAACCAGUUCUGAAAGCAAGACAAAUUUAUUAAAAUCUGAAAAUAUCAUGUUAUCACCAGCACAAGAGCUUCCUGAAAAAAUUUCAACACCUGCAUCUUCAGAAGUCUUGAACAUAAAUUCCUCUGUUGCACAAACUGGUUCAGUUUCAGCUUUCCUUUCAACAUCUAAUGAAGACUGUUCUAAUCCGAACCAUUCUUUGGAUAGCUCGUAUCAUCUGCCUGUUCUUAUAUCUAGUCAUCAGGAUAUAUCUGCAGAAUCUGGGCAACCAGCUCUAGAAUACCGAAGCAAGAAUCAGGUAAUUAUUGCUCAGCCAAUUUCACCGCCCAUCAGUAUUUCAACUCACAUGAAUGAAAAUCCCUCCACAACAAUCACUGAUAAUAAACGGUGCUUAGCUGCAGAUGAUACAAUAUCACUGAGUUUAUCUAAAACUCAAUACAAAAGUUCCAGCUUGGAAAAUUUUGUGUUGCCCUCAAGUAGCCAUUCAUCUACAUCCAAUUCUUCUAACCAUUCAUCUCCAGCAAGGGCAGCAUCAUGUCAGUCUCUAAAUAUGGAUACCAGUCAUUUUCACAGAGAGCUGGCUCUCUUGGAGAGUGAUGAUGAGGAUGAACUUCUCCAUGAGUUGGAUGCAGAACUUCUUGCUCGCCCCAAAAUUAGAUCUUCACAAUCUUCUUUAGCCCAGAGGCUAAUGUCAGGAGAAAUAAGGCCAUCUCUAAAUGGUUUGCAAGCCUUUGAUAUACGCCAGUUGCAGGCUCUCAACAGGCAAUUGCUGGAGCAACUCAAGAUAAGAGAUGAAGAAAUAAACAGGUACUCAAUAGAUUUUUUAAUGUCAUUAAUAUCCUUUGUUGUUGCUUAUAAUUAAAAAUAAUAUGUUUUUAAAAAAGAAAUGGUCAAUAAAUAAUGUUCAUCAGUGGUUAAAGUUGAAUAUUAAAUUUCCAGCUUUCUUUUAUGUCAGUGAAAUAAUUUUCUCCCUCAUGUUUCCACUAUUUUUUACAUUAUAUAAAAAACAUCCUUUCUUUUUAAAUGUAAUUUUUAAGUUCCAUUAUAUAUGUGCUUAUUUUAUUUAACUAGACUAAAAAGUGACAGGGAAAUGCAAAGAAUGGAAAUAGCACAACUUCACAUGAAGUUUAAUGAAUCAGAAAAUACAAUUAUUGUAAGUCCUAGUCCUUGUGCUGAUGAUCUUUAUUUACCACAAAUUAAAGAGGUGAGUAAAUUGAACAUAUUUAAACUAUUUAUAAAUCCUUACAUUACUUGUUAAAAGGAUAAAAUCUUCAUUACGCCCCUCUCCUAUUUAAAAAAGGAAGAGAGGAAAACAAAUAUGAUAACAGUUAAAGCGAUUUAAACAUUAUCCUCACAUUUUUGUGCUGCUGUCUCUUCAUUCUUAUAUCAUCUUUACCACAUCAUGCUACUGGUUCACUAGCUUGCCAUGCUCUAAACUUAUCAGAGAACUUGUGCAAUUUUAUCAACACACAAACUCUAUAGUUUCAAGUGAUUUAGGAUAUAUUCUUUAUAAAUAGAAAUAAUUAGAAUAAUUUAAUCGAAUAAAUGUUAGAUGUCAUUAAUAUCUCAAUUAUUUUAAACACAAAAUAAGGCUAAGUCUAAUCAGAGAAACACACAUGAAUCUUCACUGCUGUAUCUAUGUUUAAAAGAUAAACUUCAUUUCAUUUUUAAAAAUAAUAAUAUGCUGUAGUUAAUUUUUUUUUCAUUAACUACAGCUAGAAAACACUAUAACUCAACAAGAAAAUGAACUGAAGGCCUUGAGAGAAAAAUUGGCCAAUCAUGACGUGGCUGCAAAACGAGCAGUCACAACUUUGCAAAAUGAACUAAAAGCUAGAGUUGAUCAGGUAUUUUGAAAAAUGUGCCUGGAUAAGUUUAUAAAAUGCACCUCAAGUACUGACAUGACUAUGGCUGACUGUACUGUAGUUAUUUCUUAUAAAAAUUAGAUGAGGUAUCAAUAAUUUGUCUUUAAUUUAAGAUCUAAUUUAAAAAAAAUAUUUUUAAUAUUUAAAAAAACUGUCAUGAGGCAUUGGCUAUACAGAUAAUUAAACUAGAAGUCACAGCAUUUCCUAUUAUGAACCUGUUUGUUAAUUUGUAUAUAUAAAAUAAAUUGGUAGAAUUGUUUCUGCCUUGUCACUUUAGAUUGUUUUCUUUACACCACAGGUGACAAAAAUGUAUGAAGAGUGUCUUAAGGAAAAGCACAUGACAGUUGUGAAGUUUGCUGAAUCUGAAAACAAAUACAUGGAAGCAAAGCGUAUCAUAGAUCGGGGUGAAGCAAAGAUAAAAGAAAUGUUGAAAGACAAAGAGAGUAUGAUGGCUGCAGUGAAGACAGCUAAGUCUGAUAAACAAAGGCUAGUUGUGAGUUUUGAAACUAAGGUAGGUGUUUUAUCCAGCUUUUCUUUCCGUCAAUAUUAGUUUAAUAAAUGGUUAUUUUCCCUCAGUUAAAAUGGUUUGUUAUUAAAAUACACUUGUAAGGCAAAGCAGACUUUGUAACAAAAGUGGGUAUUAUUCACUUUAGUGGUAUUGACCACAAGUUUGAGGCUUUUAUUACACUUAAUAAAUUUUAUUUUAUGCAAAUAUUUUAUGUUUAUAUAAAUUUGGCAGUGCACAGAAAUCAGCAAUCUCAAUAAAGAAUUUGAGAAGAUGAAAGAGGCAGUUAGCUCCAGUGAAUAUAGAAUCAAAUGGUUCCAGAAUAAACUUAAAGAUGAGUUGGAGCAGCAUAAGGUUAGUUUAAUUUUUUUUUUUUUUCAUUUAUCAGUCAGAUAGCUUGUUUUAAAGCAGGGAUGGGUUCUUGGGCUGCUUUGAUCCUGAGUCAACUCUUCGUGGGCCGAAUGUCAUUAAACCAAAUAAAGAAAAUAACUAACAAAUAAACAAUUGAUUGUGAGAUAAUAAAACAUCUACUCUUGCCGCCACACAUAAAUAAACUGUACUUACUUAAAUAAAAAUAUGCUUUUUAAAAUACAUACAGCGCAUUUUUUUACAAAAAGGUGACCCCCAUUACCACUUUCAUAACAGAAGGUGGGGGAGCUCAGCCCCCUUUCCCAGAAAUUUCUUUGAUAAUGUUAAAAUGAUGUAUUUUGGCUCAUGCCUGAAUUUAGUUUUGCAUCAUUCAGCACUUGACCAUAGAACUACAGAAGAAAUCCUAGAGGAACUUUUUGUUUCCUUAACCCAGCUGUGUUUAUAUUAUAUAAAAAUCCUUUAAUUUUUGUAGUUAUUAAAUAGUAACUUUAAAAAAAAAUAUUUUAAGUUCACUGAAAUGGCGCAUACAGUCACAAAAUGUGCUAUAUAUAUAUAUAUAUAUGAAGAGCUGAUUUUCAAAAUGCUGUAUGUCCAUUAAUGGAUUAUUCAACUUUUUACAAAAAAUUACAUUCUGCGCUUAGAGAAUUAAAUCAUUUUUAAACAAGAAUAAAAUAGGAGUAUGUUGUGUUUUGUAAGUAAUAAUAAUAAUUAGUGGUCUUUUAUAGCACGGUACCCCAGCCAAGGGCUGGGCUCACCGCGCGGUACGUAAAAAUAUUAUCAUAAUCAUGACAUUAAAAUCAAAUAUAAUUUUGAAAUAAAAAACAGCAUGUACCCCAGGACUUUUACAAGGCAAACCAAGGACGGCAGCCAACAAGAUCAUUUAUCGGUCAGAGGAGGGAAUCAGUCAGGGUAGUAUAGUUUAAAGAGAUGUGUUUUGAGUGCAGUUUUGAAGGCCUGGGUGGUUGGUAUAUUGCCGAUGUGUAGUGGCAAAGAAUUUCAUUGUUUGGGGGCCCCAGAAAGAGAAAGAUCAUUCACCAUAUGUUUUAGUGUGUGUCUUGGGAAUGGACAGAAUACGCGUGUCUGUGGAGGAGCAAAGCUGUCGAAGGGGUGAAUAGACAGAAAGAAGUUCGGUUAGAUAGGAAGGGCAGGAAUCAGAGAAAAAGUUGUGACAGAGAACAGACAACUUGUAGUCAAUGCAUGCCUGUAUAGGUAGCCAAUGAAGGGAGUGGAGUAGUGGUGUGACGUGAUCAUGUUUUUUUGCCUUUAGAACUAGCCUAGCAGCAGAGUUUUGGACUUUCUGCAGUUUUUCUAUGCAGUGUUUUGGUGAACCUCACAGAAGAGAUUUACAAUAAUCAAAACGAGAGAUAACAAGAGCACAGACUAGAGUUUUUGUAGCGCUAACUGUGAGGUAUUGGCGGAUGGAAAUGAUCUGACGGAUAGCGGUGUAUGCCGAACGAAAAAUGUGAGAGAUAUUUUUAUCGAGAGACAUGUUGUUAGAAAUAAUAUAACCAAGAUUCCUAGUAGAGGGUGUAAACAGUAUGUCGGAGUUACCUACGUGAAAUGAGGUGGGAAGAGUUGAUGUAGAGAUGAUGGAUUUAUUGUGAAUGAGGAGUGCUUUUGUUUUGUCAUCAUUAAGCUUCAACUUGCUGAGUGUCAUCCAUGACUUGACAUCAUCAAUGCACCCCGCAAAGUCUGUACAGCGGAAUCAACAAGAGAUGGAUGGGUAUGCAUGUAUAGCUGCGUAUCAUCUGCAAAUGACUGGUUCUCAACAGCAUGCCUCCCAAGCAAGAGUAGCAGUGGCCUGGUAUACAUUAUGAAUAGAUCCGGGCCCAAAACGGACCCCUAUGGCACUCCGUACACCAAAUGAGCACUGCCUGAGAGACAGCCAUCGACAGGGACCACCUGAGUUCUAUCAGAGACCUAAACCAAGCCAAAACUGAACCAGAAAUUCCAAAGUAAUUUUCAAGGGUUUUGAAAAGGAUUACAUGGUCAACAGUGUCAAAGGCGCACUGAGGUCUAAGAGGAUCAGGAUGGAGAUAUCACCACUGUCCAAUGCGAGCAAGAGGUCAUUGGUCACUCUCAAGAGAGCCAUCUCUGUGCUGUGGAAAUGUCUAUCAGCCGACUGAUUAGAACUGAGAAGAGAGUGGUCAAUUAAAUAAGCAAAAAGUUGUUUUAGAACUAGUUUUUCAAUAACUUAAGAUAAAAAAUGAUAAGUUAGAUACAGGUCUAUAAUUUUUAAAAUUAUUUUCAUCCAGACCAAGCUUCUUAAGCAAUGGUUUGAUGACAGCUGAUUUACAAAGAGGAGGAACAGUGCCAGAAGACAAGCUUUCAUUUAUUAUGUGGGUUAUCGUUGGGAGAAAAUGAUCUAAUGACUCAACCAACAGGGGGUUGGGUAUGGGAUCCAAAUAACAUGACGUAGGUUUAGAUUUUAAAAUUAUACUUUUGACCUCAAGUUCUGAAACAGGUUUAAAAAUAUCGAAAUGUGAAGUAAGACAAUGAAAAGGAGGCAAUCAAGGGGUGGUGCAUCAAAACGAUCAAGCUCAGCGCGAAUGCCAGCAACUUUGCUUAUAAAGAAAUCACAGAAAAUAUCUGGUUGCUGGGACAAAGAAAAUACUGUUGUUUGCUGGUUUUACCCAUAGUUAUCGUUUGGCUAAAAUACGAAGUCUUAGCAGGACAAACAAUCUGAGUGACACACUUCUUGGCAGCGGAAAAGAUUACCUUAAAAACCACAAGACCUGACCUCAACCACUUUUUUUCCGCACUACGCCGCUCUUUCUUGGCACUGCGUAGUUCUUCCCUUAUGGUCACAUACCAGGGAGCUGACCGCGUUAACCUAAAAUUGCUGCGGGUGACGGGGGCGUGCCGGUCAAGCACAGCCCGCAAAGCAUGGUCUAGCGUUUCCAAUGGGCGGGGGACACUUCUAAACUCAGGUCAUGCUUAAAGGCAUCCCUGUUUAUAGUUCGCAGACUGCGGACCUCCCUAAACUGAGGGAGAGGGUUGAGGGGCCCUUUCGUUAAGCUCGCAAAUAACACAGAAGUGGUCAGAGGAUAGCUCCUGAGUGACUGAAGCAGAUCUAACUAAACCAUCUUGAGGCCAAUGUAGCACCCAAUCAAGAAUAUGUCCACGAUUAUGCGUCGGUUGGUCGACUGCUGAAGACUGAAGAAGUCCAAAAGAUCCAACAUCCUAGCAAUGGAGGAAUGUUGUGGUUGAUCGAAAUGAAAGUUCAUGUCACCUAGUACAAUGUAAGUCCUGGCCAAUGUGUUGCAGUGAUCAAUCAAGGCCGGGAAUUCUCGAUGAAACAAUGCGUCGGUCAAUUUAUUUUUCUUACUAGGGAAGGUUCGAUAUAAGCACAUUAAAUGAACGUCCUGCUGGGGCACUGAUAGGGUAAAUUGAACUGCCUCAAAAGAUGUAUGAACAAAUGGGAGGUCUGUGACAAAAGCUAUAUGAUGGGACAACGUGUCUCUAUAUAUAAUAGCAAGGCCUCCACCAUGAGUUGAACGGGGAAAUGAUCGGGCUGAAUAGCCAGAUGGAGCGAGAUCGGUGCACUUCCCCUCAUUGCCAGUCAGCCGAAACCAGGUCUCCUGGAUAAACAGAAUGUCAAUGUGCAUAUCAGUGAUAAAUUUGGAAACUGCGAUGCGUUUCUCUUAAGAGCCAAGCGACUGGGCGUUGAAUGAGGCGAUGAGAAGCUGUCUGUUGCUGAUAGGUGGAGAGGUUUUGAUGUGAUGGCAGUCAACAGCAACUAGAUUUGAUCUCGUCUUGCCCCUUUGAGGUGGUGUGAAAUCAUGAUCCGCUGACCAUGCUCUUAGGAUUGACACAUAGGGAAUGGUUGAGAUGGAUGACACGGUAUAUGGCUGAUUUCCAUCAUCACUUAAAGUUUCGUUUAAAGGCUUUACAUUACAAUUUCCGCAAGCAGUAAUAUUGACGUGGCUGUCGUCAUGGUGGUAUUUCAGUGGACGCUGUUUCCGACGACCUGCUCGAUAAAGACGCUUCUUCUUUCGUUGUGGGCCAAUUUUCCUUCCACCAUUACGAUGGGUACACUUAUGGGGCAGGCCUCAACCAAUGGAGAGUUCUUUCAAUCGAUAUGCAAGGUUAGCAGUCAAGAGUAUACGUUGGGUAUUCAUUGACAAUAGCCGAUCGCGUGAGUAAAUCAGCACAUCUCGAUUACCUCCGUGGGGCUGGGGUGUGUACCCAACCGUAUCAUUAGCCUGCAUGAGGGAUGAUUGUGAUGACAGCCUAGAUGGCCGAUAACGUAAGGAAAACAGAAAACACAGAUAAAGCUACAAUAUGAUCAAGAGCUCGAUCCUAUACAUGCCUGUAAGGUGUAGUCUCAAGCUCAAGACAACUCUGACUUCCCCGAAAUUGAAUUUAUUUAAUUAUGAUAAUGAUUUAACAACACCUGCCUGUUUUGGCACAAUUUUGGUAAACAAAAGUUUGAAAGGCAGCCAUCUUGUUGCUAGCCGGAAGUCUUAUUAAAUAAACUUUACCAUGUCCUAAAGGAACCUAGUUUGCUCUACAAAAAACGUAAGGUUUUUUAGGUUGUUUUUUUAAAAUGGUGGAUACCGCGUUUUGAAAAUAAGCUCUUCAUAUAUAUAUAUAUAUGUAUGAUUUUUUUUAAAAUGUGAAUUUUUGCCAAGAUUGAAGAUAAUCACUAAAAUUGAAAUGAAGGAAUAAGUUCAUUUGUGAUUCAUCUGGUGUGGCAUAAUAUUUAAUGUGGUGGGCUGAAAUAGGCCCACAGUUCAUGGGUUGGCCAACCCUGUUUAGAAAACUGAGUUUAUGAAAGCAAGUGAUCACAAAUAAAAACCUCAAAAUUUUGUUUUCAUAAUUGAAAAAUGUCUUUUCAUUCUCUUUCUUAAAAAUUUUAAUCAAGGUUUAUUUUCACUUGUGAUGCUGUCCCACAUUUUAACAUCUGAAUGCAUUAACCAUAGAGAGCAAAGCAGAUAAAAUUGAAAUUGUUUCUUUUGUUUAUUUAAAUGUUUGCAAAGUUGUGUCACAUUCAAGCUAAGUAAAAAAUAAUUAUUUGUGAUUGACAAAAUAAAUGUUUGUCUCAUAUAACCAUUUCUAACUUAAGUGAAAUUAGUCUUUUUUUCUGCCUGUUGUACAGGAAACAAAAGUAAAUUUAGAGAAAACUUCUGCCAAGUUAAAAGAAGCCAGAGAAGAGACUGAGGUUAUUCGAAAAGAGUGUCAAGCCAUUGUGAAAAGAUAUCAAGUUAGUAAUUUGUCCUACAAAAUUAUUCAUUUUUUAUACCAAGUUCGUAGUAAAAAUAGCUUUUCCUUGGAGUGAUAACUGCAUUAAUUUAUUCCAUCCAAAUUUAUCAUUAAAAAUUAUUUUGUUUUUUUUUCUUGACUUUAUAAAAAUACAUUGUGUAAAAGUAUUUCAAGACUUAAACUAUCUGACAGGAAUCAGAAGAAAUUAAGUCCAACAGUCUAGAUAAAGAGUUGAAAAUAAAGGAAACUGAGCUAAGAACACAGAUGCAAGAAAAGAAUGAUACAGAGGAGGUAAUUUAUUUGUGUCAUUUAUACUGCCUACUUGUCAUAAUGCACAUAUAAAACAAGAAAAAUUUAAAAGCAAUUUCUAGGGCUCAGUCCGAUAAUAAACAAACAUCUGAUAAAAUUUGCAAAAAGACAGUCAAUUUUUAAAAUUGAAUCUUUUGUUAGGUUAUAACCACAAGCCUAGUGAUAUGCAUUUAUUACUAUAUCUUGAUCCAUUUUGAAUAAAUGAUUGAAUUAAUUGGUUUCAUUUAAAUUGCUUCAUUUAAAUUUAAAUUGUACAACUAUUAAUUACACCAGCUUGUGUCAGUACAAAAUAUAAAUAGGAAGUUACUUGUUUCAGUAAAAUGAGGACACUUUUCAAGAAAUUGUAAAUCUGAAGAUAUACAUUAUUUAAAACCAAAGAGAAAAAAGCAGUAUUUUAAAAAAGGUCCAAUUUGUUGUUUUUUUCAAGAUUCAUCAGAUGACUAAAAGGGAAUUAGAUUCAUUAAAAGCCCAACACAAAGAUGUCUUAGAAGAAGCUAAGACCCUUAAAGACAAGGUAGAGAGAUAUUUGACUUAAAUAUAACCAACCUUAACAGUUUUAGCAUUUAUUAUUUUUGUGAUUAUGGAACUGAUAUUCCUGUUGCAUGAGUGAAAACAUCCCAAUGAAGAUAUUAAUUUUUCAUGUAACUUGUCCACAACAUUGAAAAAAAAAAAGAAGACAUGACCAUUACUCUAUAUGGAAGCUGCAAGAAGUGUAAAUAUUUAGUUCUGAAAUUUUAUCAUAACCAAAUAAAUAUAUCGAUUAUUUGGAUUUUAAAAAAAAAAUAGGUUCACUGUUUAGAAGAUGAACGUCAGCAAAACCAUCGUAUGAUUGAAAAUUACCAAGAAAUUAUGCAAAGACAGAAGACUGACAAUGCUGGUUUGAAGUCACAGAUAUCUUCUCUUACUACACUAGAAGAAGACUAUAAAAGGUUGGUAGUAUUCUGUAACUAUUUGGUUGUUGAUAUCCUUUUCAGCUUUAGCAAUGCACAUGAAACUAUACUUAACGAUACUUAUUAUUUUUUUUUCUGCAAGUGUCUUUAAUAAUAGCCUAUUCUACCUCUAUACAUUGUUGCCAAUAAAAAAAGAAUUAUUUUAAUAUUUUUUUUCAAAUAAAUUUAACUUGGUCUUUUGGUUAAGCUAUGGCAGUCCAGUUGUUCUUUUAAAAAAAAUUAAAUUAAUCUCAAUUAUGUUUAUGCAAUCUCUGUGAUAAAAAGAUUUUUGAAAGAGUCCAAGUUGAUGAAAAAGGGUAAAAAAAAUUUUAGAGAAUUAAAAAAAAUUUUUUUUUUUAGAGAAUUAAAAAAAAAUUAAAAGCACAUUUUUAAAAGAAUUUUUAUUUACAAUUGUGACUGUUAAAUGAAACUCAUCAUUACAUGUGUUUAUUUCAACACUAGAGCUCAGGACAUGAUUCAGGCUCUAGACAAAGACAUUAAUGACCUUAAAAUAGUCAAUCGAGAUUUGCAGAAAGACAUGGAGUCUUGUAGGGAAAGAGAGUCUAAAAUGCUUACACUACAGUCAGAACUGAGUCGCUCAAAUGCCCUGCUAAGGUCUGAAAACUCUAACCUCAGCAACAAAGUCAGUAUUUUUUUGUUUUGCUUUUAUUAUGCCAACGAUACAUGUUUUAGUGAAAUUUGGUGAGCUGAAUUUUAUAUUCAACUAUUGAUUUAUAAAAAUUAAAUAAAAUUUAUUACCUGUAGUUAAAAUUGAGAAAUGUCACUUAACCAUAUUGUCAUUGAUAUAAAAAUAGUUAAACAAUUUUCACAGCACGAUGAAAAUAUCUGAAAAUUUUGAUUUCAUGCCUCCUCUGCAUUAUUAAGUGGAACUAGCUAUAGGAAUUCAUUGCAUAUGCAUUCCAUUCUCAGGCUUCUACUCUUAGUACUGAAGUUGAACAACUGAAAAUGCAAUUACAGGAGUUGGAUACUACGGUGAAAAAUUUGGUAGGUAUAAAAUUAAAGUGGGAAGGUGAGUUUUGUGUCUAUUAUUUCAUUUCCCUGAAAUAAUAAUAUCUUAAAAAUCACAUUUGUAAUAAAAUGUUUCUUUAUUUUUCCACUUUUCAUACAUCAGACUGAAAAAUAUCAUUUUGAAAAAAGUAAAAAGCAAGAGGAAUUGGAUAGAAUGAGUGCAUCACUCGCUGAACAAAUCAAGGAAUGUGAGUGAUUAUUUAAUACAUUAUAUGAUAUAGUAAAUACAGUAUAUUUAGAUGAAAGUGAUCAUUCUUAUCUGGGACAAGUCUCCAAAUCAAAUAUUCCCUGUCUGCAUUUUCCCCCUUAUACAGGACUAUUACAUAACAAGCUUAUGGCAAAAGUUAGUGUUAUAUCUGUUGUCAGAUACACAUGUUGAUACAUCCCAAUAAUUUUCAUGUAGUAUAAAUUAUGAUGUUUCUAGGCUACCUGCUAUUAUUAUUCAAUUGUGUGAUAGUCCUUAAUCUGUAAUGUAGGCAUGGUAUAUAACCCUUAAAAGAAAUAUUUUUUUUUAAAAGGGAAGAAUUUAUUGAUUUGGAACCUAAUACAUUUUAAAUUUCCGAAUCAUUGUAGGGUGGACCCCAGAAAUGCUUCCGGGAAAAUGAACUAUCAACUUAAUUUAUACAGUAAUUGAGAUAUUUUUAUCAUUGCUGAACUAGAUACAACAUCAUUUGAAAGCUUGAGGUUGACUGAAACAUUUCUAAAAUUUCAAUGUUUCAGGCAGUGAUUACAAACAGAAAUGGGAAGAUGAAAUGGACAAUAGUAAAACACUAAAGCGCAGACAUGCCAACAAUAUAAAGGUACACAGCACAAAUUAUUAAAAUUGUUGUUUUGGGAAGUGAAUUUGUUUCACUUUUCUGUAUUAUUAUUGCAACCAAUUAUGCAAUGCAUGCAAUGAAAUAUUUGUCCAGCAUUUAAGUUGCUGCAUUUAAUCUGUCAACACACGUUUCAAUAUGUUAUGUAAUUUCUCUGUUUAGGACCUAACUCGGCAGCUGCAACAAGUUAGGAGGAAACUUGAAUCUCAGGAGGGUAAAGGUGAUGCCUGCAGUAUGGGAUCACGUACCAAUUCAAAUGGCAGCCUCAACUCUGUUGACAACUCUCAACAUUCACAAACAGCUCACCAGGCACCUGUCCAGGUAACCCAAUAAGUCCAAAACUUAAAGAAAAUAGAUAAGAUGCUGUAAAACUUCUGAACAUUCUCUUUCUGUAAUUUAUUUAUCACUAUCAACUGUGAAAUUAAGUAAAUGAUAGUAUUUUCUCAUAACUAUUUAUAUACUCGAAAAAUUAAGGAUAAUUUAAGAAAACCAUAAAGAAAGAAAAAAAUUUCCAGGAAUUCCGUGUUAUCACUGAACAAGUUGAAGUUGACAAACAAGUUUUGAUAGAAAGGAUAGUCCGUCUACAAAAGGCUCAUGCUCGGAAGAAUGAAAAGUUGGAGUUCUUAGGAGAGCAUAUCCAGCAGUUAUUGGAGGAGAUCAAGAAGAAAAACAAGUUAGUAUUCAGUUAAAUGCAUUAUACAGAUGAAUUGAAAUAAUAUCCUAUGAUAGAUCACAGCUUAGCUUACAAUGCUAAUAACCCGUGAAAACCAUCAUUCAGCCCCAUUUCUCUCCUCCGGUAACAAUUUAAUUUACACUAACACAUUAGCUGCUAACCUCAUUACUCCGAAACACCCCAUGGAAUGCUAAGCUAAAAGAGAUAACUCUUAAUUGCAAGCGCUCGAAUGUUAAAAAAAUAUUUGUUUGAACCACUAAACAACAUGCAAUUUUAUAAAACAAGUAUUGACAGAGAGAAAAAUGAAUGACAUUUAUAAAAAAUGUAUAGUUUUAUAUACUAUUCUUUUUGCUGCAAAGCAAUAUAUUCAUAGUUUUUAAAAUCUCUGCAGCAUUUUAGGUUUGCGAUGAUUUUUGGGUCUCAUGAAAUUUGGCAAAUUAGUAACCCUUUAAACCUGUGCGCAGCCAGUUGUUUCCCUGGUUCUGCCACUGUCCAUCUUGUUAUUAGCAGUGUAAUAACACUGGUAACAUCAACAUUUUCUGCCAAGUAUGGGUCUUAACAUUUGCUGACAGCUGUAUGGCAUAUUAGAUAUCUGUUUCCAUCAUGCCAUGGCAUAAAGCUGCACCAUUUCAUUUCCAUUAGUCAUAAACAGUCUGAAAUAAUUUGCUGUACUGCUAUUAAAUAGGAAAGCUAUUCAAUCUAUGUAAAUCUUUCAAUCUGAUUAGUAACAGUGGUCACAUUGUCUGACUAACACCCAGUGACAAUGUAUUUAUAUCAUUCUUCAAAGUAGCCUCACAUUCUCAGUAUCUGACUCAUCUUCAUUGCCGUUAUUAUUGUUGAAUCUGUAAUUAGACAAUGAACCAGCAAUCAAACUAAAAUACCAUAGCAAUAAAUUUUCAUACAACACAAUCACAGAUUCACUAAUAUUAGUCCAACUUUACAACUUGUAGCUCACAAACCGAAAAAGAUAAAAGCAUCCCUUAAAAAAAAAAAAUCCCUUAAUUUCCUACUUUUUAAGUAUCCAAAUGCUAUUCGUAUGAAAACAAAACACAUCUUGUGAGACUGACUGGUAUGUGUACGUUGCUAGGGAAUAUGACACAUUGGGUCGCAUUAGUAUUGAGUGGGGUAUGUUGCAUUUUGUUGCAAUGUAAUAGUAGUGAAUGGGUUAACAGCUUCAGUCUUCAUUAAGUUAAAAGUUACUUUUUAUUUACAUAUGGGUCACACAUCUCUUUAAAGAGCAUUGUUUUAUUUGUGUCUGAUAGUAAAUUCAAAAUCGAAGUAUUGAGGUUAAUAUAUUAUUAUAUUUCUUUUGUAGAGAAAUCUCUGUUAGUUUAAUUACAUGUGUAGAGUGAACUGUCAGAAAAUUACUGUCUUGCAAAUGGGUUGUUUGCAUAAGUAAAGAAUGGUUUCCAACAUAUAACUUGGCCUCAUGUAAAUAGGAUUAGUUAUUUUUCCUUUAAUAAGCCAAAAUAAUUAUUAAAUAAAUAGUCAUUUUAUAUAAUAUUCUUUAAUAAUUAUUAUACUAUUUUUUCUUUCAGCUUAUCUUAAAUAUUUACAUUUAUUUUUUGUUAUAUUCAAUUGAAUUAAGUAAUGUUGCAGCCAUAAAAAGGUAUCACUAGCAUUUGGAUGUGUAAAUAAAAAUAAUGAUCAGAUUAAUUUUCUUGUCAUCUCUUAAUAAAAUGAUUAACUAUUCAAGUUUUAGAAAAUUCAAACUGUACUGUUAAUAUAUUGGAUUGAUAUAAAAUAAAUGAAAAAUAGAAAAAGAACUGAGGUGUGGGAAAUUCCAAAAAUUAAAAUCCUCUUUCAUUCAAUUUUUACUUGUUUUUUAAUGUGGCAGAAUAAUCCAAACUUAUGUGUUACGAGAAGACGCUGGGACACUGUCAUCAGAGGAAAUGGAUUCAAAUAAGGUUAGAGUU
Messenger RNA from Lymnaea stagnalis (great pond snail), 13796 nucleotides. NCBI's taxonomy places the organism in Eukaryota, Metazoa, Mollusca, Gastropoda, Lymnaeidae. The record is from the annotation of a GenBank genome assembly.